Messenger RNA from Telopea speciosissima, 634 nucleotides. RefSeq names its product probable calcium-binding protein CML41. The record is from RefSeq and is a predicted model, not a curated record. Lineage: Eukaryota; Viridiplantae; Streptophyta; Magnoliopsida; Proteales; Proteaceae. Bases 56 to 604 code for a protein of 182 amino acids. The transcript has 2 exons. Gene Ontology annotation, molecular function: calcium ion binding.
CCCAAAUAGAAACAAACAAACACUACCCAAACCCAAUCCAGCUCUUCCUGCUUCAAUGGCAACUGCUGUUUCCAAGCCUUCAUUAGGUAAAUGGUUCUCCAACAACAACAAGAGCUUCCGAAUUAGCUUCCAACGCCUUCUUCCUUCCAAAUCCGACCUUUCAAGUCGUAAUUUCUCUGUACCUCAAACUGAAAAGGACGAGCUUCGAGAAGUAUUCGGUUAUUUCGACACGGACGGCGACGGAAAAAUCUCAGCUCACGAACUCAGAUCUUACUUUGCGUCUGUAGGGGAGUAUAUAUCGCAUAUGGAGGCUCAAGGUGUGAUCAAUGAUCUUGAUGCAGAUGGCGACAAUUUGAUUGAUUUUGAGGAUUUUAUGAAGUUGAUGGAACUUGAAGGUGGACAUGAUGAGGAUCUUAGAAGAGCUUUUGAGAUGUUUGAAGUGGAGAAGGGAUCUGGAUGCAUUACUCCUAAGGGAUUGCAGAGGAUGUUCAGACGCCUUGGAGAUGAAAUAUCGAAUGAAGAGUGCAAAGCUAUGAUACAGAUAUUUGACCUUGAUGGUGAUGGUGUUCUUGGUUUCCAUGAAUUCCAGCAGAUGAUGGCUUAAUCCUAUCAAAUGUUUGUAUUUGUUAUAUGU